GUGGAGAUGGUUGACAACGACGAUGCUGAUGUCGGCCUAAGAAGAUGGGCCUUGUGGCGCCAGAGCGGCCACAAAGGGCGUAAUUGGCUCUCCAACUCCAUUCUCAUACCACCUCACAUUAGAGACAGCUAUAGGCUGUCCUUCGUUGUGUCUAGAGAUGAACACGUCCACGAUUCUCAACAACUCCAUCUGGCUCGGCUGACGUACCGAGUCGUUCUUCCAGCUGCUCUGCUCGACUUGGGGACGCGUCUGUCGCACUGCGAGUUCGAUGACAGCCUCUGUGGGUGGUCGCAGCCAGCCCCGUCGGUGGGUAUUCCUGGGUUACGCUAGGGCGUCGCCACACUCGAGGAGGACCGGUCC
Molecule: messenger RNA, 360 nt
Organism: Macrobrachium nipponense
Lineage: Eukaryota; Metazoa; Arthropoda; Malacostraca; Decapoda; Palaemonidae
Exons: 3
Coding region: 7-330 (107 amino acids)
Source: RefSeq, a predicted model, not a curated record